Pelmatolapia mariae (spotted tilapia) is the source of this 1725-nucleotide messenger RNA. RefSeq names its product ADP-ribosyl cyclase/cyclic ADP-ribose hydrolase 1. Gene Ontology annotation, cellular component: plasma membrane. Gene Ontology annotation, molecular function: NAD+ nucleosidase activity; phosphorus-oxygen lyase activity. Lineage: Eukaryota; Metazoa; Chordata; Actinopteri; Cichliformes; Cichlidae. The transcript is spliced from 10 exons. Gene Ontology annotation, biological process: positive regulation of B cell proliferation. The record is from RefSeq and is a predicted model, not a curated record. The coding region runs from base 157 to 1074 and encodes 305 amino acids.
GGCCAUUAAGACCAGGCUUUUGAGCAUGUUGUGGAAAGAUGAUACAUUCUGACUCCAGUUAGGCAAAAAUCCGACCGGAGCCAACCGACAGCAUCACAGCCAUGGAGCCAUUUGUUGCAGUUUGACUUUAUGCAAUGAAAGAAGUGGAAAAUAAAAAUGUAUAAACACGAAUCUCUUCUGAAGAGCAGUGAAGCACAGCAAGUUGUCACUGUCACAAAAACAUCUGUGUCCUUUGCAAUAACCAGCAUCACAAUUUGUUUUAUUAUGCUUCACUUCUGUCCGAGUCAACUCAGAGCACAGCUCGGGACAACCCCCAAUAUUAAACACAUUGUGGUUGGGAGGUGUUACACUUACACCACACUAGUUAACCCCAGCUUAAGGUAUGACUGUGAGGAGAUCUGGAGGCAGUUUGAGGAGGCCGUUAUCAGUCAUUCUUCUUGCAAUGUGACCGUCGAGGAUUAUUUUCACAUGUUUAACGCAAUGCCACAAAUCUGGCCCUGUGAUAAUUUCCUCUUCUGGAGUAAAACCAGGACACUGAUGCACAGCUAUGCUGCAGUUUUUCGCCACUUCUGGACACUGGAAGACACGCUGGUUGGCUACAUGUUCAACGAUCUCAUCUGGUGUGGCCAAGAGGAGGAUUCUGGUUUUGAUUUCAGCUCUUGUCCGGAGUGGUCGGCCUGUCGAAGUCAUCCGGUCUAUUCCCUGUGGAGGCAAGCUUCACAAAAUUUUGCAGAGAUGGCGUGUGGCAACAUUACUGUCUUACUGAAUGGAUCUAUUGCUAAUGCCUUCAAUAGGAAAAGCAUGUUUGGAAGUGUUGAACUGGACAGCCUGGAUCCACAAAGGGUGAAUUAUGUCAACAUUAAGGUGGUGACCAGUCUAGACGGACCCCAUAUAGAGUCAUGUAGUCAAGGAUCCAUUGUAGACCUGAUCCAAAUCCUCCAAUCCAGAGGUUUUCACUGGACCUGUACAGACAAUGACCAGACCCUGAUAAUCUUGCAAUGCAUCCGGGACCCACAACACUCAUCCUGCCAGACAUGUGCAAACACUGUUAAACAGAAACAGCCUUACAUCUGAUUAAAUCACAGACUGCUGUAAAAUCUAUAUCUUUCAAAGUAAAUCCAGAGUGCAAAAAAAAGGAACAAUGAAUACUGUAAACACUGUCAUUCUUAGAUAAUGCAGAGGCUUCUCAAAAAUCUAACUUGAAUGAAAAGCAGUGUGUGUUUUGCAUACCCACUACACUUCACUGAUCCACACAAAUCUACAAGCAAAAUGCAGCUGAAACAGGUGCUUCUCAACAUGGAGAGGAGGAACUGAUUAAUCUGCAGCCUUUAAUGUUGCAAACAGACUCAUCUGUCAGUACUGCUGUGACUUCAUUAGAAACGUUAGUACAUUUGUAGAAUUAAAACCUGUGAGUUAAUCACAGCAUUACCGACUGUGCUCCAGUCCCCUCUGUCCUCCGAACUGCACUGAUCCUAUUUAAUUAUCAGGGUUAGUGUGCUUUCUGAAGACAAGAUUUCCUGUUUUACUGUCAGGGUUGUGUUAAAACAAGACACAUGAUGAUGAUGUGUAUGUGGCCAGAUACUCACAGCAUUGAAAUCAAAGUACAUUUAAUUUCACUGGGUUCAGUAACCUCUUUUUUGACACAGGGUCCCUCAGCAUUGUAAUCUCUGAAACGCCAUUCUGUGCAUCUUUAAGGGAUUCCAAAGAAAAAAUAAAAAGCUAUAA